This is a messenger RNA of Apaloderma vittatum (bar-tailed trogon), 457 nucleotides long. It is a transcript of the gene YRDC, whose product is annotated as yrdC N(6)-threonylcarbamoyltransferase domain containing. The annotation marks the transcript as partial. The record is from RefSeq and is a predicted model, not a curated record. Gene Ontology annotation, biological process: regulation of translational fidelity. NCBI's taxonomy places the organism in Eukaryota, Metazoa, Chordata, Aves, Trogoniformes, Trogonidae. Gene Ontology annotation, cellular component: cytoplasm. The transcript is spliced from 4 exons. Gene Ontology annotation, molecular function: nucleotidyltransferase activity; tRNA binding; double-stranded RNA binding.
GUACUGCCGGGUGAACGUGCCGGACGAGCUGCUGCGGGACCUGCUGCCGGGCCCAGUGACGCUGGUGUUGGAGCGGUCAGAAGAGCUGAACAAGGACUUGAACCCUUUCACGUCGCUGGUCGGUGUUCGUAUUCCAAACCAUCCUUUUAUUAGGGAGCUGGCACGAGCUUGCUCUGGACCACUGGCUUUGACGAGCGCUAACAUCAGCUGCCAGCCGAGCACGCUGACAGUUUCGGAAUUCCAGGACCUGUGGCCUCAGUUGUCCUUAAUCAUUGAUGGAGGCCCCAUAGGAGAUGUCCAGAGCCCGGAGUGUCGUUUGGGAUCAACUGUGGUUGAUUUGUCUGUGCCAGGGAAAUUCACCAUCAUUCGUCCUGGCUGUGCUCUGACAUCUACAGUGGAAAUCUUGAGGCAGAAGUACGGCUUGAUACCGCAGUCAUCUGAAGACUUGAAGCCGUGA